AUUACAUACAAUUUAUAAAAUGUGGCAAAAGGCAUCUCAUCUUGUCCAAAAUCGAAGCACUCGCUGCAAUUAUGCUACGGAGAGCGCACCGUCCAGCAAACACGUGCAUAAAUCAACGGCAGAAAGCUCAAAUGCAAAUAACAGGCCUAUUACUGAUUCGCAGAAUAUAGACAUGGAUUCCUGGAUUACGGAAUGGCUGGCAAAUGAAGAAGCAUCCCUUGAAGAGGUUCCUAUGAAUUUCUUUGACAAUCAACAGGAUAUCGCCAUGUUCCGUCCGAGUAAAGAGCUUGAGUAUAGCGAUCUUGCUGCUAUUAAUACUUUAUCAAACAGGCAUUCAAGAAAUAAAGGUGCUCAACCUACUAUGCAGUGUAAUAGACCUCUUCCUGUAUUAGGAAACACUGAACUGAGACCGACAAAUGAGAUACCAAAACCUUUUGGUUCCAUAUUUAAGUUUGGAGUAUUCAAUAUUAUUCAGUCAAAGUGCUUAGAUGAUACGUUUUAUGAAAACAACAAUUUGGUAAUUUCAGCCCCGACUGGAUCCGGAAAGACCGCUUUGAUGGAACUGGCAAUCAUUCGUACACUCUUAAAUCAGGGAAAUGACACUAAAAUAAUAUAUAUGGCUCCUACCAAAAGCUUAUGCAGUGAAAGAACACAAGACUGGGGAAGCAAGUUCGGCCCUUUUGGUAUUGAAUGUAAAGAGUUCACUGGUGAUACUCAGUUUUAUUCAACGUCAGCUAUACGAAAUGCUUCAAUCAUUAUCACAACUCCUGAGAAAUGGGACUCUAUGACUAGACGUUGGAUCGAUAAUCGGCAGCUGAUGCAACUUAUCAGUCUAUUUUUAAUUGACGAAGUUCAUAUUUUAAAUGAAAACCGGGGCGCUUGUUUAGAAGCCUGUGUCAGUCGAAUGCAGACAAUGGAUAUUAAUUUAAGAUAUAUUGCUGUUUCAGCAACAAUUCCUAAUUUACAAGACAUUGCCACGUGGCUCAGAGCGAAGCCUAUAUCUUUUUCGGAAGAAUACCGUCCCAUCAAGCUUGAACGAAUCGUUUACGGAUAUCCACAAGAUUGCAACAUGUUUCUUUUCGAAAAGAAGUUGGAUUGGAAACUUUUGGAUAUUAUUAUAAAACAUAGUAAUAUGAAACCAGUAUUGAUUUUUUGUUCGACUCGGAAAUCAGCUGAGGGGUCAUGUGAUACACUUUUAAAAAUGAUGGACAAGAAAAAUAUUUCCUCUUUAUGUGAAAAUGGAAAAAAGCUUGUAGCAAAGCCAAAAUUUAAGAAUAAACUUUUACCCGGGUUUGGAGAAAGAGGAAUUGGCUUCCAUCAUGCUGGUCUGGAUCCUAGCGAUCGCUCUCAGAUGGAAAAAUUAUAUUUGAAUAGAGAGAUAAGAGUAAUAGCCACAACAUCUACAUUAGCAGUAGGCGUAAAUCUUCCUGCGCAUUUGGUUAUUAUUAAAUCUACACAAGGCUAUCAAAAUGGAACUUUAAGUGAGUACACGGAUAUUGAUACUCUUCAAAUGAUCGGACGAGCAGGAAGACCUGGUUUGGAUACUUCAGGAACUAUAGUUAUUAUGACUACUUCUCAGAUGGAAACACGUUAUCGCUCAUUAAUAGCUGGAGGCACUAACUUAGAAAGCAGGCUGCAUGAAAAUUUGAUUGAGCAUUUGUUAUCCGAAAUUUGCUUGUCCACAAUUACUAAUAUGUCUACUGCAUUGACAUGGCUGCAAUCCACUUUUUUAUAUGUACGACUAUCAAAGAAUCCUACACACUAUAAACUGAACCCCACAGAAAACAUGUCCACAGAUGUCAUAUUAAAAGAAAUUUGUGUCAAAGAUCUGGAGCUUUUAGAACGACACAAUUUGAUUGAAAAACAAUCCAACUUUCUUUUAAAACCUACUCCUUACGGAUUGAUCAUGGAUAAAUAUUACAUCAAGUUUCUGACAAUGAUUAAAAUCAUGGAAGCAGAAAAUCCCACAUCUGUCAAGGACACGCUCAAUCUCAUAAGUGAAUGCCAACAAGAGAUGAACACGAUAAGGUUUAAUAGCGGUGAUAGGCAGUUUUUGAUUAAGCUCAAAAACAACCCAAAUAUCAGAUUCCCUCUAGAUAAAAUUGUAAAUGUAUCUGACAAGAUAUGCCUUUUGGUUCAAUGCGUGCUUGGUGAUAUAUCAUUAAAUAAUGUUGGAAGUGCUUUACUUGUCAUGGAGGCGACAACUGUCAUGAAGGAUGUUUGUCGUAUCGUAAAAUGCUUGAUUGACUGCAGUGUUCAAGAAAAAAGUUCUACCAAAUUGAGGUUUGCGCUGGAGUUAUACCAAAGCAUUCAAGCCAAAAUAUGGUCUACAUCGCCAUACGUAUCACGACAAAUUGAAGGAAUCGGACCUCAGUUCUCAAAAACGCUUUCACAGGCCAACUUAAUUACUAUGGAGCAAUUGAAAGGAUGCGAUCCAGGUCGUUUCGAAGUUAUAUUGCAUCGUAAUCCUCCGUUUGGGACCAAGAUCAAAAGGUGUUUGGAAUUAAUACCCCAGUUUGUUUUAGACGUAGAACAGUUUCCCAGCACAAAAAGACUGACUAAGACUAAUCCGUACGAGUUCAUAAAUAUGCAUGUUACCAUAGGGCUGCUUAACCGCCAGGUCAACAAGGGGAAGAGCGGCCAUCCUUAUUAUGCUCAAUUCUGGGUCGAAACAACCGAAAAAAACUUGUUGGAUUUCCGUCGCAUUCUUAUAUCAAAGUUGCAUCAGGGCAAACAAAAAUUUGAUUUGGAAGUCGAAGUAACAUCGCCGAGCAUGGGAAUUUUCUGUCAUUUGAUGAGUGAAGAUUUCGUUGGAGUGGACUUGACAAAAGAAAUAAAACCAAACGUGAAUCCAAGAAGCUAUAUUACUUUAGCAGGAAAUUCCAAUAUUUCAAACACAAAGCCCAAGUUAAAUGGACCGGUUGCAGCCAGAUCUGUCAGUCUUGAUAAUCAUGAGGAUACUUUCCGUCAAUGCUUAACCGACACAGUCACUGAUUUCGAUAACGAGCAGGAUGCAAUUCAUAUAGAUACUCCGACAUUAGAAGCAUUGAGCUUGAUUGACGUAGAGAAUAACAACACCAGAACAAGAAAUCCCCAAAGUUCUGAUCCUAAAUCAACUAGCACCAGUUUCUCUAAUUUACAAGUGCAACAACCAUUAAACCGUGAAGUUGGCAAAAAUCCUUCUGGUGGACUCUGUAAACAUCGAUGCAAAGCAAAGGAUUUGUGCAAACAUACUUGCUGUAAGCUGCAUAUUCCUUCAAACCUCAAUAACAGCCAAGUCGGAAUAAAAAGAAGUUGCGAAGAAAAUGAAGAUAUGACAGACAUCAUGAUCACAAAAAAAUCGAAGUCCUCCGAUGAUCAAAGAGUAGAUGUGAAUGAACCUGAAGGGACUGAAUUGACUAACCCCAAGAUGAAUACACAUGUACAGAAGUCUGACAUCGGCGUAGAAUUAAAUGGUCCGAAAGUUGAUAUUGAUUUAACCGGAAGCACUGCAGUUGAAAUGUCAUUCAAACAGGAUGAUGAUGAUUAUUUGUUUGAUGAGAUUUUCGAUGAGGAUAUAUCGAACUGCAUUGAAGGGAUGGGAGAAAUGGGAGCCCAAACCACACCCAUAGAGAUUGAUAGAAAUAGUGGGGAUAAUACGAGCGAAUUAUCGGAGGAUUUUCCCAUCUUGACCGAUGUUGAUGAAAAAGGAGGGUUCUCAGAUUCGUAUGGGAAUUUAUGGCAGGAAGCAGGGGAGUAUGUCCAGAAGGUCUUUGAAAAGAGAUUACCCCAAAGUCCUUCCAAUAGUUUUAGUGCCAGCGAAAUCAAUAGCCUUUCUCCCCAACCGAUCCCUAUUCAAAUCAGCAAUGAACAUAAGGAGCCCAUGCAACCCGCUAAGUACUAUUUCCAAUCUCCGAGUUUGGCAGAAUGGGUGCGUGAUAACGUAGAAAUAGUUUAUGACGAGUAAAACGAAGUAGGGGGUUUACAUGCAUAUAAAAAAAAAAAUAAGAAUUGCAAAGAAGAUUCCUUACUUUCAAUUUGGUAAUAAUAAUGCACAUCUGCUUUU
Mucor mucedo is the source of this 4045-nucleotide messenger RNA. RefSeq lists its product as uncharacterized. NCBI's taxonomy places the organism in Eukaryota, Fungi, Mucoromycota, Mucoromycetes, Mucorales, Mucoraceae. The record is from RefSeq and is a predicted model, not a curated record. Bases 20 to 3946 code for a protein of 1308 amino acids. The transcript is spliced from 34 exons. Gene Ontology annotation, molecular function: ATP binding; nucleic acid binding.